Messenger RNA from Iphiclides podalirius (scarce swallowtail), 324 nucleotides. The record is from the annotation of a GenBank genome assembly. Lineage: Eukaryota; Metazoa; Arthropoda; Insecta; Lepidoptera; Papilionidae.
AUGACGCUUAACAUCACGAAGCGGCUUUCUGCAGUUUGCCGUGAACGGGCUCUCUGCUUUUUACGCGAUCGUCAAGGCACAGUCUCGAGAAGCAGAUUUUAUAGACCAGAUGAUCGGCAGACGUGCUUAUGGCAGGGCACCGGCAUGAUGGGUGGACGCAGUGAAGAACGCGAUUGGCGGCGGCAUGCAGCGCACGUAGUGGAGGAACAAGUCAUGUGGUCACCAUCCUCAGAAUCGAGGGACCAAGCAAGAAGAAGAAGAUGUAAAGUACAAAAUGCUCGAUGGUCGCUGAAACCAUGGAGAGGUGAAUUUGAAUUAGGUCUA